Rhododendron vialii is the source of this 2481-nucleotide messenger RNA. RefSeq names its product wall-associated receptor kinase 2-like. The record is from RefSeq and is a predicted model, not a curated record. The coding region runs from base 5 to 2293 and encodes 762 amino acids. Lineage: Eukaryota; Viridiplantae; Streptophyta; Magnoliopsida; Ericales; Ericaceae. Gene Ontology annotation, molecular function: calcium ion binding; ATP binding; protein serine/threonine kinase activity. The transcript has 4 exons. Gene Ontology annotation, cellular component: plasma membrane. Gene Ontology annotation, biological process: protein phosphorylation; cell surface receptor signaling pathway.
AUAUAUGUGUCCACCCUUAAACAUGUAUGUCCAUGCAGUACUCCUCUUGUUUCUUUCAUGGCUCCUCUUAUUAGCACAACCCACAAUACUAGCAAAAAACGUAACCGCCAACAUCGCCGCUGUAACCUCCAACAGCUUCCUCAGCACCAAGCCCAACUGCCAACCUAAAUGCGGAAACCUAAACGUCCCUUACCCGUUCGGCAUAGGGGCUGCCUGCUCCUUGGAUUCGAACUUCAUAAUCAACUGCAGCAAUUCAAAGCCCUUCAUGGACGAACUCGUGGUCUUAUCCAUCUCACCAACCCAAGUCCGGAUCCGAAACGUUGUCGCUUCCAUGUGCUACAACAAGACCGGGGCCGUGACCAAUAAUAUUGGCCUGGCCUGGACUUCGUUGCCGUUUGACGAGCCAUACACCUUUUCGGACACCGCAAAUAAGUUGACGGUCGUCGGCUGCGAUGACCGGGGCGAACUCUGGGCGUAUAGUCAAGCUGGGAGCCUCACUAGUGGGUGUGGGUCCAUAUGCUCCAACAGUACGAACAUGACUGGUGCUAAUUGUCCCGGUAUUGGUUGCUGCCAAACCGAUAUUCCAAAGGGGCUCAAGAAGUACAACAUUUCCCUUAGUAGCUUUUACAAUCAUACUCAGGUUUGGUCAUACAACAACUGUAGCUAUGCGUUUGUGGGAGAGCAGGAUAGAAUUAGCAGCCUAUCAGAUUUUUUGGACCCCAAUUUCGUGUACCAAGUACCCAUAGUACUUGAUUUUGCUAUUGGAAACCAGAGCUGUGAUGAAGCCCGAAACUCAAAUGCAUAUUUGUGCCAGCCGAAUACUUCAUGUUCUAAUAAUAUGGAUGGUGGCUCUAGAGGAUAUCGUUGCAGUUGCAAAGAUGGUUACAAGGGCAAUCCUUAUCUCAGUCCUGGAUGCAUAGAUAUUGACGAAUGCGAAGAUCGCAACCUUAAUGACUGUGAUGGAAAUGCAACUUGCACCAAUACUCCAGGAAAUUUUAGUUGUUCUUGUAAUCAUCGUUACGUUGGGGAUGGACGUGGGUGCACUCGUCAGGCCUCACAAAUCUCAGUGAUCAAGUUAUCUCUAGGACUGAGCUUUGGCUUCGUGUCAUUACUGAUUGGUGUAAUUUGGAUAUAUUCCUGCAUCAAUAGAAGGAAGCUAAUCAAACUAAGAGAGCAAUUCUUCAAACAAAACGGUGGCUUAUUAAUGAAACAAAAAAUUUCUUCAAUUGAAGGAACAAGUGCGGAGUCAUCAAAAAUCUUUACUGCUGAAGAGCUAAAGAAAGCCACAAACAACUAUGCUGAGAACCGAAUACUUGGGCGUGGUGGAUACGGUGUGGUUUACAAAGGAAUUUUACCAGACCAACGCGUAGUCGCCAUCAAAAAGUCCAAAGUAAUGGAUGCGAACCAAGUAGAGCAGUUUAUCAAUGAGUUGUUGAUAGUAACACAAGUUAACCAUAGGAAUGUUGUGAAGCUCUUGGGGUGUUGUUUCGAAUCAGAGGUUCCCGAGCUUGUUUACGAGUAUAUACCAAAUGGCACGCUAUUCGAACAUAUUCAUAAGACAUUAUCUAGGUUAACAUUGGAGAAUCGAUUGAGAAUAGCCACAGAAGCAGCUGGUGCACUUUCCUAUCUUCACUCUGCCGCAUCCAUUCCGAUCAUUCAUAGAGAUGUUAAGUCUACCAAUAUAUUGCUAGACGGUAAUUACGUGGCAAAAAUGGCAGAUUUCGGUGCUUCAAGAUUAGUCCCCUUGGACCAAACUCAAGUGACUACAUUAGUACAAGGGACUUUAGGUUAUUUGGAUCCUGAGUACUUCCACACUGGCCAAUUAAACGAGAAAAGUGAUGUAUACAGUUUCGGAGUGGUUCUAGCAGAACUACUAACAGGAAAAAAGCCUAUUUGUCUUGAGAGGACUCCAGGGGAAAAGAAUUUGGCGACCUACUUCCUUGUGUCAAUGAAGGAAAAUAGGUUGUACCAAAUUUUAGAGCCUCGGGUGGUGAAGGAAGGGACCUUGGAUCAACUCCAAGCAAUUGCAGAGCUUGUGAAGAGGUGUCUUUAUGUGAAAAGUGAAGAGAGGCCUACAAUGAAAGAAGUGGCUAUGGAAUUAGAAAGUUUAAGGAAGUAUAGAAAGGAUCCAUGGGUUAAUCAACAAAGUCACGAAGAGAGUGAAAACUUGCUGUGUGACGAAGCACCAACAGACCUUUAUUCUUUGUCAAUAGGUCCUUCCACUGGUGACAUAUCUGGGCAAUAUAGUUUCGGUAGCAGCACGACAUUUCCGCUUAGUAAGUCAUUCUACUAAUGUUGGUGACAUAUUGCGCAAUAGGUAUACGAAGGUAAUGUGUCGGGCUUUCUAAAUAGCAUUGUGGGGUCCUACGUGCAGACAAAAACAACCAACUACCCGCGAUUUUAAAUUGGGAUUGCAUUUCAAUUUUGUAUGUAACAGAUAGAACAAGCGAAUGAGCAGUUAUAUAUUUUAUAUUUCAAAAA